This is a messenger RNA of Penicillium angulare, 768 nucleotides long. Its product is annotated as SDR family oxidoreductase. The record is from RefSeq and is a predicted model, not a curated record. NCBI's taxonomy places the organism in Eukaryota, Fungi, Ascomycota, Eurotiomycetes, Eurotiales, Aspergillaceae. The transcript has 4 exons. The coding region runs from base 1 to 768 and encodes 255 amino acids.
AUGUCCGCUCAAGGAACAAGACUUCAAGGCAAGGUUGCCAUCGUAACUGGUGGCGGAUCCGGAUUUGGCGCUGCAAUUGCCCGUCGCUUCGGUGAAGAGGGCGCGAAGGUCGUUGUCGCUGAUAUCAACGUCGACGGGGGAGAGAAGGUCGCCGCGCAGAACCCUUCGAACCUAAUUUUCCAGCACACGGACGUGACACAGGGAGAUGCGUGGAAGACGGUUCUCGACCUUGCAUUCUCGAAGUUUGGAAGAUUGGAUAUUCUUGUCAAUAAUGCGGGGACUACAUAUCGGAACAAGCCUACGGCCGAGGUAACAGAUGAAGAGUGGGAGCGCGUCUUCAAAGUCAAUGUCAAGAGCAUUUACUUAGCUUCGACAAUUGUUAUUCCCCGAUUGAUCGAGCAGGGACAAGGAGGCUCAGUGAUUAACAUUUCUUCCACUGGAGCGAGUCGUCCAAGACCUGGGUUGGUGUGGUACAAUGCCUCUAAGGGCGCAGUCACAAAUGCAACUAAAGGUCUCGCAGCGGAGUACGGUCCACACAAUAUCCGAGUCAAUAGCGUUGCGCCUUUACUUUCUGGCACUGGGCUAUUCGCUAUGUUUACCGGGAUGGAGGACACACCCGAGAACAGGGAGAAGUUUAUCAGCAAUGUACCUCUAGGCCGUCUUACUGAGGCCGACGACAUUGCCAAUAUGUGUCUUUACCUCGGUAGUGAUGAGGGACGGUUCAUCAAUGGUACUGAGAUGGUUGUUGAUGGUGGAAAGUGUGUUUAA